Messenger RNA from Cadophora gregata, 1002 nucleotides. RefSeq lists its product as uncharacterized. Bases 295 to 1002 code for a protein of 235 amino acids. The record is from RefSeq and is a predicted model, not a curated record. Lineage: Eukaryota; Fungi; Ascomycota; Leotiomycetes; Helotiales; Ploettnerulaceae. The transcript has 3 exons.
CCGCAGCUUUCGAGCCCAAUAAUCGCCAAGCUAACUUUAUAGAUGUCGACAAGUGAAUUCCAUUCCCAAUUGAGUCUCUUAGCUGCUCCAUAAUGCUCUCCUUUUCUUCGUCUUUGCGCUGAAUUGCUUUGCCUUUUUCUUUGCCACUUCAUUCCUCUCCGAGCAAGGUCGUCUUGGUCUUGAGCGCGCAACACCGUAGCACAGCCUAUUGCGGUCCAAAGCGCGAGCAAUUCCGUUUCUAUUCUCAUCCCUGGAUACAAGACGUCAACAAGCAGACUAGGGCAAGCUACAGCUAUGGCGGCUCGAAAAGUCGACCUCGAUCUUGAGCAUCGCAACGAUGGCACGAUCGGAGCUGCUGCAAUGCAGACAACUACAUUCAAGAAGACAAGCUUCUUCAACUUUGAGAAUCCGGGUUUCUUGUUGAUCAUCUACAACUUCAUCUUCGCCCUCCCACUCUCCUACGCUCUCACGCUCUUCAACAAAUACAUCAUCUCCUACGUCGGCUACGAGAAGAUCAUGCGUUGUCCAUCUGGGAUAUUCUUCUCGCGCCUUCUGUUCGUAGCGGUUAAUAUGUGGUUGGUUGUUGCAUGGGGUAUACAGUUGGAGCGAGAGGCGUGGCAGAGGAAGGGAAAGAGAGUUGAGGUGCUGAGAGGUAUGGUGGGCUGGUGGGAAGAGGAGGUGAAGCGGUUGGAGGAUGUUAGGGAGGAGGUCGAAGAGAAUGCGCAGCGACAAGUCGAGGACCAGAUCCUCAGCGAAAGUCCUAUUCCGGCCGGUGAAUACGAAACCAUGACGCCUGGCCAUUACGGCCGUGGCCGUGACAAGUCAAGAUUUGCUACUCCUGCUACUCCUCAUUAUCGGGCAAACGCGAAAGAAGCUGAUGAACAUGGAUGUGAGGCUGGUGAUGCUGAGGACGAUGAGGACGACGAAGAGAGUGAGGAGAGUGAGGAGAGCAGCGAGGAGGAUGAUGAUGAAGAGGACAGUGACUGGAACGGAGAUGACUGA